Messenger RNA from Lolium rigidum, 813 nucleotides. Its product is annotated as peptidyl-prolyl cis-trans isomerase CYP18-1. Bases 39 to 521 code for a protein of 160 amino acids. The transcript has 3 exons. Gene Ontology annotation, biological process: protein folding; protein peptidyl-prolyl isomerization. Gene Ontology annotation, molecular function: peptidyl-prolyl cis-trans isomerase activity. Gene Ontology annotation, cellular component: catalytic step 2 spliceosome. NCBI's taxonomy places the organism in Eukaryota, Viridiplantae, Streptophyta, Magnoliopsida, Poales, Poaceae. The record is from RefSeq and is a predicted model, not a curated record.
GCCGCCGUCGCCGCCCCCUUUCGGUCCGCCGCGCCGCCAUGUCGGUGACGCUGCACACGAACCUGGGGGACAUCAAGUGCGAGGUGUUCUGCGACCAGGUGCCGCGGACGGCGGAGAACUUCCUGGCGCUGUGCGCGAGCGGGUACUACGACGGCACCAUCUUCCACCGCAACAUCAAGGGGUUCAUGGUGCAGGGCGGCGACCCCACGGGCACCGGCAAGGGCGGCGCCUCCAUCUGGGGCGGCAAGUUCGCCGACGAGUUCCGCGAGGCGCUCAAGCACGGCGCCAGGGGGGUCAUGUCCAUGGCCAACUCCGGGCCCAACACCAACGGCAGCCAGUUCUUCAUCACCUACGCCAAGCAGCCCCACCUCAACGGCCACUACACCGUCUUCGCCAAGGUCAUCCACGGCUUCGAGGUGCUCGACCUCAUGGAGAAGACCCCCAACGGGCCCGGCGACCGCCCGCUCGCCGAGAUCAGGCUCAACCGCGUCACCGUGCACGCCAACCCCAUCGCCGGAUAGAGCAAGUUGAGGCAUCUUCUUAGCUGGAGGUUGGUUAAUCUAGGAACUGGAAUUUCACCUAUCUGGUUAUGUGAUAUCAUCGCUCUCCUGAAAUUUAGUCUGAUCACUGAUGUUGCAAGUGUUUGGUUAAAUGCUUUACUGGCUUGUGAUUAUUCAUCUACCAGAAGAUUGUUGUUGCAAGAACAUCAUGGCACGCUGCAUUGUUUGUUCAUUCUGCGCUGAUCCGCAGACUCGCCAUUCGACUUCUAAAGAGUGUGGUUCACCAUUGGCAUGAUUCAGCUGUUGUGACCUA